UUGGCAACUUGGCGGUGUAGCGUGAUUGUGAGGCACAAAAGGUAGCUCUGCAGCUCGCAGUACUUAGCCCAUCUCCCCCCGUUUGUAGAAAACGUAUUUAUUUUAAAUAAAUAAGAUUGAAGGGCAGCUGCUGACAGGCUACUUGUUUCCACCGAGGUUUCUUGCCUGCAGUGAGUAAGAAGAAUAAUCUAAGAAGAAUUUUAUCCUGUUCAUCAGUUGGUUUGGCGUGAGCAGACCUACUCAUCGGCACUGAGACACCAGUAUGCAGACAAAGAAGAAAAGAAACAAAGGCAUUGUUUCCAACCGUGCCCUAGAAAAUGCAGAGUCCGGGUCAGUCCCAAGACCAGGUUCCCAAGCUCAGAGCCUCCACUAAGAAGAAACGAAAACGACAGAGGAAAAAACACCGCAAGGACUCUCCAGCCACGCUGACAGAGAACCAUAAAAGCGAUGGAAGCGGAGAUACUGCUCAGGGAUACGUGACAGUGCUCAAUGUCCCGCAGCACUCUCUCCCAGCUCAGACUCUCAGCCUGAGGUGGGAGGGAGUGCUGCAGGAUCCCCAGGCUGAGGCAAAGAGACUGGAGCAGUAUAGGGCCAACAGGCGGCAGCGGUACAUUGCACACAGAGAGGCUCUGUUAAAAGAAACCCAGGACGCCUUAAGACAGACUUUUCCUAAAGAGAAAAAGGUUCCAGCUAAAUGUGACCAGCAGGAGGCUGCGUCAUUACUGCAGCUGAGCAGACACUGAAUUAAAGAAGCAAAAGAGAGCCUUAUGCUGUUAGUGGCCUCUGGAUUUAUUUGUUCACAGUUUAAAAUAGAUUUAUGCAGUGUGAGACACAAAGUAAAGAUCCUAGGGUGCUGUUAAGACACUGGACCAAAGAGAAACUGAGCAGCUGAACACCCUUUAAAACGCCCCAACAGAAAUGCUUAGGAUCACAAUGCCACAGCUUUCACGACAAGAACGCCUCCUGCUGAGCACAACUUAAGAAGUUAAGUUGAUCUUUCAGGGCAAAAACCCGGUCGAGAUCACAUAACAUGAACCCAACUCACAUCUGUCAGUGAAGUGAAGGGGAGCUGAUCCAUUACAGCAUGAGAACCACAAAGAAAGAUGUCCAGCAGAGAGGGGGUGGCAAUGUGACUGUAACAAAGCGCUGCUCUGCUGUCAGACUAAGCACAAUACAGUAAACACAGUAAAAAGCUUGUUGGUGACACGAUGGAGCAACAAUUUAAUGUGCAAAGUCAUAAACUCAUUAUUUCUCUCUUCUUCUUUGUUGCUCCUCUAAACUGUUAACUGUGUAACACUAAACCCCUUACUGAUAAA
Messenger RNA from Neolamprologus brichardi, 1316 nucleotides. The record is from RefSeq and is a predicted model, not a curated record. Lineage: Eukaryota; Metazoa; Chordata; Actinopteri; Cichliformes; Cichlidae.